This is a messenger RNA of Caretta caretta (loggerhead turtle), 3026 nucleotides long. The record is from RefSeq and is a predicted model, not a curated record. NCBI's taxonomy places the organism in Eukaryota, Metazoa, Chordata, Testudines, Cheloniidae.
GCAGACACAAUAACUUCCAUAUAUGAAAGUGCCUAUACAUUUUUGUUAAAAAUCUCCAAUAAUUUGGGUCAGUAGCCGAACACUAAGCAUAUAAACCAAGGAAAUUCACAGUUAAGCAUGAGAGGCAGGUAUAAUAGGCCAGAGGUGGCUAAGCCUCCCCUAACCCAGGCUGUGGCCCCGCCCAUGCUCCGCCCUGACGGCCCACCUCUCUCUCCCCUUCACCCUUGAAGCUUGUGGGGGCUCAGCUCAGAGUGGCCCGCGGUCAGGCCGGGCUGGCGCGGUGGGUCGGUUUGGGCCGGGCUGGCAUGGCAGAUUGGGCCGGUUUGGACUGGGCCGACACGUUGGGUCAGGUCGGGCCGGGCCGGGUCGGUUCGGGCUGGCCCGGCACGUCGCUGACUGGGCCAGCGCGUUGGGUCGGUUCAGGUUGGGCUGGUGCUUCAGGUUGGUUCGGGUCAGGCUGGGUCAGUGUGUCGGGUCAGGUCGGGCUGGGCGUUGGGUCGGUUCAGAAUGGGCCAGCGCGUCGGGUCGGUUCAGGUCAAGCUGGCGCAUCAAGGUGGGCUGGUACAUCGGGUCAGUUCGGGCUGGGCGCCGGUCGGGUGGGGCCGGCACGUCGGGUCAGUUCGGGCUGGGGGUCGGGUCAGGUUGGGCUGGGCCGGCGCGUCGGGUCAGGCUGGGCCAAUGCGUAGGGUUGGGCUGGGCCUGCAUGUCGGGUCGGUUCAGGUCGGGCCAGCGCAUCGGGUCAGUUCAGGUUGGGCUGGCUCGUCAGGUCGGUUUGGGCUGGCAUGUCAAGUCGGUUUGGGAACGGCGCAUCGGGUCAGGUCGGGUCAGGCCAGGCCGGUGUGUCGGGUCAGGUUGGGCUGGCACGUCGGGUCGGUUCAGGUCAGGCCGGCACAUCGGGUCGGUUCAGGCUGGGCGUCGGGUCGGCACGUCGGGUCGGUUCGGGCUGGGUGUUGGGUCUGGUCAGGCCGGCACGUCGGGUCACUUCGGGUUGGGCGUCAGGUUGGGUCAGGCCGGCACGUUGGGUCAGUUUGGGCUGGGCGUCGGGUCGGGUUGGGCUGGCACGUCGGGUCGGUUCAGGUCGGGCCAGUGUGUGGGGUCGGGCUGGGCCAGCGUGUCGGGUCGGUUCAGGUUGGGCUGGCUCGUCAGGUCGGUUUGGGCUGGCAUGGCGAGUUGAUUCGGGAAGGGCCGGCGCGUCGGGUCAGGUCGGGUCAGGCCAGGCUGGUGCGUUGGUCAGUUUGGGCUGGCGCAUCGGGUCGGGUUGGGCCGGCACAUCGGGUUGGUUCAGGUCAGGCCGGCACAUCGGGUCAGUUCGGGCUGGGCAUUGGGUCUGGUCAGGCUGGCACAUCGGGUCAGUUCGGGCUGGGCAUUGGGUCUGGUCAGGCAGGCACGUCGGGUCACUUCGGGUUGGGCGUCAGGUCGGGUCAGGCCGGCACGUUGGGUCAGUUCGGGCUGGGCGUCGGGUCAGGUUGGGUCGGCACGUCGGGUCGGUUUGGGCUGGGCGUCUGGCCGGGUUGGGCCAGGCUGGCGUGUCGGGUCAGGCUGGGUCGGCACGUCGGGUCGGUUCGGGCUGGGCGUCUGGCCGGGUUGGGCCGGGCCAGCGCAUCGGGUCAGGCUGGGCCAGUGCGUAGGGUUGGGCUGGGCCUGCAUGUCGGGUCGGUUCGGGACGGGCCAGCGCGUCGGGUCGGGUCAGGUCGGGCUGGCGCGUCAGUUCGGGCUGGCGCAUUGGGUCACUUUUGUCUGGGCUAGCGUGCCAGGCUGGGCUGGCAUGUCAGGUUGCAUUGGGUCGGUUCGGCCCAGGCCCGAGCGUUGGGUCGGCCAGUGGCUUGGAGCAGCUGGGGCAGGAAAGCCAGUGCUUGGGGCAGUUCAGCCAGGGCUCCUACGGCAACAGCGUGAGCCCUCGGGACUUUGGUGGGUAAAAGGGGCAAGGCCAUGGGCAUAAGGGGCAGGGGGCUAUGCUCCCCCAAGGGGGGGGAUUCACGCUCCACCAAUGCAGUUACGUUUAAACUUAAAAGGAUUCCAAAUGUGAUAUGGUAUGGCAACGUAAUUAGGACAGUCCAACAACCUUAACUCUGCCCUCUACUGAUGGAGGGGGAGGGGAGUUAAAAAAAAUCAAAUGUCUUUAAAAUCAGUUUAAUCCCAUCUGGGGUGCUAAAUACUAAAAUGCCUUAAUCACCACUACAGGGCAGUGUUCAGGUUUCUGCUGAGGAGGAAUUUCAGUUAUGAAGAAUAACACGGAGAAACAACUAUUAAUCCUAAUAAACUAUUUGCAUGUUGCAUAAAGAUUUCAGUGAAUUUUAACUAUAGAAAAGAGGGCAGAGUUAAGGUUUGGUGCCCUAACUGCAUGUUAUACCUUAGUUGUUCGGAUUUCUUUUAAAUUUAAUCUUAUCUGUGAAUUUCCUGGGUUUCUAACACUUGGUUUUGGGAUAAUUACAACGUCCCUGUAAUGCGGUUUAACGUAAACUGCCAAUAUAUGCUCUCAACCUUAACUCCACUUUAAUGUAGUUAUUGUCUAAUUAAUUUUAAUUCCUAAGCUAAUUAACAUGUACAUUCUCAGAAAAUGCAUUCUGUACUCAAAGGGUACGUGUGGUAACUUUGGGGAGAAUGCAAUGUAUUGUCCAUACAUUAUAAACGGGUUGAAUCCCUGCUUUAAGUGCAAAACUUAACUCAGCCUUUGUGGCAGAAAUAUUCUUUGAAGUCUCAAUCUUCUGAUGGGGAUAAGAGCUAGGGAAUGGGACUGAUUGCCUUUUCUCCUGGGUCUCUCAAUCAGCCCCUGGCUGCAAUUAAACGUCAUGCUCAUAAAAGUGGAUCCCUGUAACCAGCUCUGCAGUUAGUGUCCCCAGCUUCUAAGCCUCCGCAACACACAUGCAAAGAAAUACUGAUGAGAGACAGAGGCCUGCCACUGAUGCAGACUUCUACCAGAGUAGUGGCACCCAGAUGGCGAUAUACACACAUGGCCAAAAGAACAGAACAAAGCCCAUCCGUUUGCUAAAGAAACAUCAAAAAAUAAAACAUCCCAGAAUAAACUU